Molecule: messenger RNA, 2295 nt
Organism: Penicillium brevicompactum
Lineage: Eukaryota; Fungi; Ascomycota; Eurotiomycetes; Eurotiales; Aspergillaceae
Exons: 2
Coding region: 1-2295 (764 amino acids)
Source: RefSeq, a predicted model, not a curated record
AUGAGCGUCGUUGCUAGGCCAGAGAUCGCGACUUGUUAUACUUCUAUCCCUGAGAACCAUGUCGACGAUUCCAUUCAGCCAAUUACCUCGCGAACUUCCUCAAUAUCCUCCUACAGAACGAACUAUAGCGCCUCUACCGCGCCUACCGCAUACUCCCCAUCGUCACCCGCGUCAUCUUACCGCCAAUUCGACUCUGUGAGCUCUAUAGCCAAAUCCACGGAACCAGUUCAACGUCGAGUGCCCCAGGAGGUUUAUGAAGUUAUCAUUCACCAUUUAGAAGAGCUGCACAAAGGACAGCAUCAGACAGGAUGUACGACGUGUUUUCAACGAGAUCUGCAUGCUUUGUCUUUGACGUGUCGGCCAUGGGAAAGAGCCGUUCGAGGACCUUUAUAUAACAGUGCACAAAUUGUCGGGAACGACUGCCCCGCUCAAUUAAAGAAAUACCGCCUCAAGCGAGGCAGUCGCCUAAAGCUGUUGAGACGGACCCUGCGCGAACGAAAGUUGCUGGCCAACCUCGUUUACGAGCUGCGCGUUCCUCAAUUGGAUUUGCUCUUCACCACUGCGAAGCAAAGUACGCAAUGGCAGGAGUAUCGCGACUUGGUGGCAUCCGUGGUCAUGGUGUGUCCAAAUCUGGAGCGCCUCUUGGGUCUGUCAAUUCCAUAUCACCACGAGUUUGACCGAUUGACCCAUGCUCUGUCAACGCGCAAGAAGCUGAAAGAACAUACUUGGGUUUUGGGUGAGGCUGCGGAGGUAUCUGAGAUGUCCACCCGCGAUGACUCCUGUCCUGGAAGUCUGGGUCCUUCUCAAAUGUUCGAGUUUUUGGAAUACCAUACAUCUUGGUCAAAUUUGGAGACUUUGAUGCUUUAUGGCUUGAAUGGGAAUGGCGCUUUGGAGCCCAGCGUGUCCCUUCGCAUGUUCAACCUUCUUCCUUCGUUGCGAAACCUGUGCAUUACCUCCUUCGACGAAGACUCGUUUGAUGAUAACACCUUGCUGUGUUUGCCACCUUUGGAAUCAUUAAGGCUUGAAAACUUGCCUGGAAUCACAGAUGCUGGUCUCACGCAGUUUACCUCUCGCCCCGAAUCUGCUUCCCUCAAGACGUUCAUCCUGGUCGAACAAAACAUCGAAUCGUUGUUGGCUAUCUCCAAGAUUCUUUCCUCACUCCGACAGCUGGAACGAUUCAAGAUCGUUCAGACAGAAAAAUGUCCGACUUUACCAGACGAGGACAUGAUCUUCCAGCCCAUUCUUGCUUCAUCCACUCUCAAAUACCUCCACUGGGAUGUCGCUUGCCCAGAUCCUCAUACAGCACUCACCCGACUUGAUACCCUCCCUUUCCAGAAAUCCUCCAAACCCUCCAACACCCCCAACUUCCAUCUCGCCCAAAGCAUUAUCUCCGCCGGCUUCCCCGAACUGGAAGCCCUCCGCGCACCCUCCGACGUGGAGCCCCCCGGUGCACUCCAAGCCGCCUGCCGUCCCAUCACCAAAGGCCAAGCCCUACUCCGACCAGAUCGAUACAGCCUGCCCCGGAGCUCCCACGGAUCAGUGAACACUCGACCACUCGCCCUACCCGCAGGAAACAACCUGACCUCAGCCCGAAUCCGCGCCCAAACAUUCAUUGACAUGGCAGCCAAGGACACCGAAGCAGGAAUGCCAGUUCUGAUUCAGGAUUGGUCGGAUAGUUAUGUACCGGACAACGCCCAAGCCUCCCAAUUCGAAGAUGAUCCAGAUCAGGAGAUGGACGAUUACGGGAUCUGGGCCGCCGCCGAGCGAUACAAACACCAAGAGAAUGACCACAGUGGUCCCAAAACAGUCUACCAGUUCAACAUGCCCACAUUCAUGGGCCGAAGUGGACUGCGGGAUCCCACAACAGGCGCUUCCAUCCCUCACUUUAUACUCCGCCCUGAUAUCACGGGCCAGGAGUCAGACGGUGGCUUGAUUGGCUGGAAACAGCUGCUUGCCUCGAACCAGUCACUAUCAUAUGCUGCGGGCGUUGGUGUCAACUGCUUUGGCAGCGAUGUUCCCCCUCCCCCUCCACCAGAGGAACCCACUUCUCCUGCAUCCGCCACGUCAAGGUUUGGCUGGGGCAGUCUGAGUGGUCGUUCUAUGAUGGGCACAUCGCCGACUACUCCCACAACACCAAUUACACCCAUGAGCAGCUUCAGUGGGGCUGCUUUACCUUGGGACAAAGACACAUGCACUGGAUCCUGGAACCACAAGACGGGCCGGGACUGGUGGUUCCAUAUGGAGCGUGAUCGUCCGGGCAAUUCAGAGCUCAUUGAUAUCAAGCUUCUUUUCUAA